CCUAACGGAAGAGAGGAUAGCAGGGAUGGACAUCGGAGAUGGAAAUUUGACCCCACAGGAGCGAGAACGUGUGAUAGGAAUCCUAAAGACAUGUGAUAAGGCCAUAGCUUUCAGCGACGCGGAGCGCGGUAGGAUUGACCCUCGAUACACUAAGCCAGCGAGGAUUUAUACGAUUCCACAUGUUCCUUGGAAUGACGCGGGAUGGAAAUACGCCCAGAAGGAGAAGGAAGAAGUUGUCGCUUUCCUGAAAGAAAAGAUGGUUUCCCACGUUGAGGAGCCGUCUGAUAGUGCUUAUGCAAAUCGAUGGUUCUUCCUGCGUAAGCCGAAUGGCAAGAUCCGAUGGAUCCAAGACCUUCAAAAGGUCAACGCGGUGACGAUACGAGACGUGGGUUCCGUGCAACACGCCGAUUUACUGGCAGAAGGCGCAGCAGGUAGGUCGAUCUAUUCGGUCUGUGAUCUGUUCUCAGGCUAUGAUGAGGUACCGCUUGACCCUAGGGACAGGCACCUCACGGCUAUGCAUACGCCAUUGGGACUAAUUCAGAUGAUGGUCGUCCCUAUGGGUUGGACUAAUGGGGUAGCCGUUUUUCAGAGAGCCAUGGUAGCCGUCCUCAAGAACUUCAUCCCUGAUAAGGUUGAAGUUUUUCUGGACGACUUUCCUAUUCAAGGACGAGUAGACAAGGAUGAGACAGAGGUUGUACCUGGAGUUAGAAGAUUCGUCGAGCAGCACCUAGCAGAUAUUUGCGCGGUACUCGAGCAGCUAGACGAUGCGAAUUUAACAGUCAGCGGGACGAAGAGCCGAUGGUCCGUCUCGACUUUUAAGAUCUUGGGUUUUAUCUAUGACUCGAGAGGACGCCGAGCAGAUCCGGCGAAGUUAGACAAACUUCUGAACUGGCCUUCACCGUUACAUAGCCCAACCGAAGUCCGACAGUUUCUAGGAGUGGUCGGUUACUGGCGUAUAUUCAUACGGGGGUAUGCGGAGAAGGCUGAGCCAUUGAGGUUACUCCUUCGAAAGACUGAAAACUUCCAGUGGAACUCUUCGCAGGAGCUUGCUAUGCAAGAACUUAAAGACGAAUUUAAGGAAGGAGGCCGCGUGUUGGGUGUGCCAUUCUUUGACGAAGAGACCGAGAGACCUUUCAUAGUAUCCACGGAUGCUGGACCAUGUUCAGUCGGAGGUUUGCUGUCUCAGAAGGACGCUGGAGGGAAGGAAAGACCGUUGAGAUUUGAGAGUAGGACACUUAAUACGGCUGAGCGUAACUACAGUUAAUUCAAGAAGGAAGUGUUAGCUGUUCUCCGGUGUCUAGACACGUUCAGACACUAUAUCUAUGGGUGACGGUUCAUUUUGAGA
Chara braunii is the source of this 1345-nucleotide messenger RNA. The record is from the annotation of a GenBank genome assembly. NCBI's taxonomy places the organism in Eukaryota, Viridiplantae, Streptophyta, Charophyceae, Charales, Characeae.